Uranotaenia lowii is the source of this 671-nucleotide messenger RNA. It is a transcript of the gene RpS11, whose product is annotated as 40S ribosomal protein S11. Bases 26 to 484 code for a protein of 152 amino acids. Gene Ontology annotation, biological process: translation. NCBI's taxonomy places the organism in Eukaryota, Metazoa, Arthropoda, Insecta, Diptera, Culicidae. The record is from RefSeq and is a predicted model, not a curated record. Gene Ontology annotation, cellular component: ribosome; cytosolic small ribosomal subunit. The transcript has 4 exons. Gene Ontology annotation, molecular function: structural constituent of ribosome.
UCCUUCUUUCUUUCCCAACAUCAAGAUGGCUGAUCAGAACGAACGUGCGUUCCAGAAGCAAAUCGGUGUGAACCUGAACCGCAAACAGGUCAACAAGAAGAAGGGUUUCCGUCUGCACCGCAGCAUCGGUCUUGGCUUCAAAACCCCCAAAGAAGCCAUCGCCGGAACCUACAUCGACAAGAAAUGCCCCUUCACCGGUCACAUCUCGAUUCGGGGUCGUAUCCUGACCGGAGUGGUACGUAAGAUGAAGAUGCAGCGGACCAUCGUGAUUCGGAGGGACUACCUGCACUUCAUCCGCAAAUACGAUCGUUUCGAGAAGCGGCACCGGAACCUGAGCGUGCAUCUGUCCCCGUGCUUUAGAGACGUUGAGGCCGGAGACAUUGUGACCGUUGGUGAGUGCCGGCCCCUAUCCAAGACCGUGCGCUUCAACGUGCUCAAGGUGAGCAAGCUGGCUGGCGCUAAGAAGAAGUUCACCAAGUUCUAAAACCUUUGCGAUGCGGGAGGCUUUUGAACUGGAACGAUGAGUGCUCCGGAUCUGCCGUUCUGUGAGUGGCACCCGGACCACGAAUUGCUGCUACUGAUAUGCGUGUAAAGUUGUUGUAUCGGAAGGGAGGAAACGAAUGAGUAAUGAAAAACAACAAUAAAUUCCACCUUUCAAUGGAAUCUAAUAA